AUGAAUAACAUUUCAUUAACAAAAGAAAUGAUUAAACAGUUAAUACAAGAUGAUGAUAAAAGUUUAACAUUUGUGAAACCGAAGACGGCAUCAUCACAUGUUUGGAAAAAAUAUAGUUAUAUAUAUGUCUCUAACAAGAAGCAAGAUUUUGUGUCUUGCGACGAAUGCAAAGAAGUUUUACAUCACAUAUCAACGGAUGGCACGAGUUCUAUGAUAAAACACCAAAAAUCGUGCCAAGGAUCUCACAAGAACAAUCAACAUGAAUCUUUUACCAUUAAGGAAUAUUUUCGUCCUAAAAUAUCUGCAUCAAUACCACGAGCAAUAAAGGAAAAAAUUACAAAUGCAGCUGUUGAACUAGUCUCUUUGGAUAACCGUGCAUUUGAACUUAUUUCUGGAGAUGGUUUUAUUAAUUUUGCACAAACUGUACUUGAUGUUGGACAAAAUUUAUCUAAUAAGCAAAACCAUAGUAUUGCCGAUUUCUUGCCGCAUCCAACAACCGUAAAAAAACGUAUUCAAGAUGUUUGGACGUUGCAGAAUAUCCACUAUAUAAGUACCUUUCUUCAUCCAUCUAUGAAAAAUUUUCAUAUUAAUCCUGAUUUACAUGAAAAAGCUAUUGAAUUGGUACAACAAGAAAUUUUGAAGCGAAAGCCAGCAUCACCAUCUAAUACAUUUGAAACAGUUACAACAACACCUAUUCGUACAAACGCACCUGAUUCUCAACCAACAACAUCAAAAGGUCUUCUAUCAUACUGUUUUGACAUACCAGAAACUGACUUCAAAUCGACCUCAACAUCAUAUGACGAAUUAAAAGAGUAUAUGGCAUUAGAUGUUCAAUUGACUGAAGAUGAUAAUAUUUUAGAAUUUUGGUUACAGCAAAAAUCGAAAUUUCCAGUCUUAUUUUCUAUAGUUCAAGAUUUUUAUGCUGUACCAGCAUCAAAUACGACUAUCGAAAGACUUUUCUCAUCAUCCAAAAACACAAUAACGGAUAAACGCAGUAGUCUUGGUGCUGAAAAAUUAAAUCAGUUACUAUUUUUACAAAAAAAUUUGAAAUUACUCAACUCAUUCGAUAACAAUAAUUCUGUUAAAGUUAAUGAUGUUGAAGUGAAAAGAAAGAUGGACCAGCAAUCAUCCUCUACAAUUUUGAAUACAGACGAUGAACAAUCUAUUACUACAGCAACAAAAAAGUUUAAAAAGAAUGAAGAUGAUGUUACUCUUAUUGGUGAUGAUUAA
Molecule: messenger RNA, 1230 nt
Organism: Rotaria sp. Silwood2
Lineage: Eukaryota; Metazoa; Rotifera; Eurotatoria; Philodinida; Philodinidae
Source: the annotation of a GenBank genome assembly